Molecule: messenger RNA, 5058 nt
Organism: Naegleria lovaniensis
Lineage: Eukaryota; Heterolobosea; Eutetramitea; Acrasida; Naegleriidae
Exons: 1
Coding region: 1-5058 (1685 amino acids)
Molecular function (GO): zinc ion binding
Source: RefSeq, a predicted model, not a curated record
AUGUCUCCACUCUCUUCAUUCAAGUCAUCCCUCACUCAAAAUGAAAUCAUUUUCCUCAAUACCUUACUGAAAUUGUUCUUGUCCAAUAUGGAGGCACGUUCACUCGAUGUCAGUAUUCCGUUCGUGAUCAAUUCGACUCCUUUGAAUCCAUAUGGAACAAAUUUACAAUCUCAGACGUAUAUUUGUGGAACGCCUGCUGUUUUUCGAGAUCGAAUGAAAUUACUAUAUUUGGAACAAUUAAGUGGCUAUGUACGAGAGGGAUCUCAAUUGAAUGGAGGGCAUGCAGUGUCCAUGAAUUCGUUUGGAACGCCCAUUGGAUUUUGGUCUUCCUCAAUGAAAUGUUAUGUGGAUAUUUCACAACCAUCUUCUUCUGCAAAAUGUUUGUAUCCAUUGGGAACUUAUUUCACACAUUGUGGAAGUAAUGAUUUGCUACCUCUCCUUCCCAUUCGUCCCAUGUUCUUUUAUUUGAAUCAAAUUGAGAGUAUUCGAACCGAUGCCUUUCUUCUCGUAUUACAACAAAAGAAGAUGUUAAGAUUGGCCAUUGAGUUGGAGAAUAUUGUUCUUUCGUAUGCUACUGUAUAUUCAAAGGAAGUAUUGAGCUCGAAAUUGAGUUUAUCCAUGAUGGAAAUGAGAUCGUUACAAGUGUUUUUCAAUGAAAUUGUGAGACGUCUCAGAGAGAAUGUUUUGUACUACUUGCCUCAAUUUGAAUUGUUUUAUGAUUUGGAUAAGAGUAAGAGUAGUACUUUUCAAGUGAUGAAUACUGCCAUUCAAUAUGGUGUUGACAAGGCAAUUCAAACCUUUCAAUCCAAUUCGUAUGAAAAUAGAAGAAACAAUGAUACGAACAUGAGUGAAAGAUCAAGUCAAUCUGCACCUUCUUCUUGGACUCAUCUUUAUGAAAUCAUUCAAUUCUCAUUGUUACAAGAAUCUGGUGUGUCUCGAGAUACAGAUAUGGAACUUGCCAUGUCCUUUUCAUCAAUGGCGCAAUUUAUUGAUUCUCAGACUCGAAUCAUUGACGAAUUAUUCAAACUCAUUAAUGACACUCUUUCAUUGGAUAGAGUCAUUGAUCUAUCCUUGUACACAACGUCACCAGUAUAUGAUUUUAUUGACUCUCAUUCAACCUUAUUGUCAUUAUUCGAGAGUGAUUCAUUUUCUUACUUGAGGCCAUGGAUUGGUAUGGAGAAAAACUUUGCACAGGAAGUACUUUCCAAAACUCCAAGUAUUUCGAUUGAUUUUUCAAAUCAAGUCUUCUCUGUGCAACCAUGGACCAAUUACAUGUCCAAGAUUUGGUUCAAGACUUUAAAUUCACAAACAACAAGUGGAUAUUUCAUGGGAGAUGUUUCCAAUUCGAAAAUUCUUGUCACAGAUCCUGUCAAGCAAGCAAGAGUGUUAGAUUUGGUCGCACUUGCUGGAAAUUCCCUCUGGAUGAAUGAUGCCUCGCUUGAGGCCGAUUACCAACCAUUCCUUAAGAAAAUUCCAAUCAUAACGACCACGUCUAGCACCACCAAUUCUGUGGUCACUUCCGUUCAGUCUCGUAGUACUAACACAAAACGUCGUCUUCUUACAAACUCUCUGACAAGAACAGAACGAGAAUUAUUCAAAGAUUUAUUCAAGAAGAGGACCAUUCUAAACGAAGAAUUCACUUCACCGACUCGUCGAUCUCUUCUUGCUCUCAACAGUCUUCCAACUUAUAACUGUGAAAAAGGUCAUUACGGUCCUCAAUGUAAACUCUGCUAUCCAGGAACCUACUCUCCAGGAGAUGGUCUCUUGUAUGUGUGUAGUAAUGGUCCAGACGGUCAAGUGGAAUACACGGAAAGCGGAAGUACCAAUGAAAAUUGUGCCUUUCGAUGUAAAGAUACUAAAAAGUAUCGAUCAGGAAAUCAAUGUGUGAAAAUUCCAGUAGGAUUCUAUUCGGCAGAUUCUGGAGCGACCAUACUUUCUGAAUGUUCCAUGAAUGGAAAUUCUUUUGGUAUUUCUGAUUUGAAAUUGCAACAAGAAUUACUCAAAAUUGCAACCAGUGGACAACAUGCUUAUCCAUCUUCUUGUAAAACGGCUCUUCGUGAUUUAUUUUCCAUUACUUGGAAUGAAACAUCUAGCACGAAUACAAGCAUUUCCUUACGACACUCGUUUACACUCUCCAUGGAUUUGAAAUUAACUUCCAAAGAUGUUUGGAAUUUCAAAUUGAAAGAUUAUCAAGUGGCAUAUGGAAUUGUCACUAUACCUGACGAAUGGACUUGGCAGCUUAUUUUCGAUUCACCCAAUUCCAUAUACAUGCAAGUGAAAAAAUUGAAUCCACUCCAGAAUGAACCUCGUUUACUUUCACUUUCAUUUCCCUACGAUACGGAAUGGCAUCAUUUCAUGUUACAAUACGACGAAGGAAAACAUGUCUUGUCCUUGUAUAGAGAUCGAGCUUAUAUUGGAUCAUGCAUGUUUGCAAUUUCACAACAACAACAACAACAGGAACCACAUGCUCCUCGAUUGGUCGUUGGAGGUUUCUUUCAUUUCAAUGCUUCUCAUGUUCCUUCCUUAUAUUCCUAUUUACCAGCUUCUGGAAUUUCCAAUUUGAAAAUUUAUCAAGGUGCCAUCCUGGAAGAUUAUAUUCUCUCAACCACUAUGCAAGAGUUGUUGACUUUGAGUUCUCAAUCGGCCUUAUUCAAUUCGUGGUGUGAAUCCACUCCUGGUCAUGCUCUCUUUGGAGGUAAAUGUAUUCGAGUUUCAUGUGAAAAUGAUGAAAUGAUCUAUGACUCGAGUUCACAAACAUGUAUUUGUUCGUAUGGAUAUUUCUGGUCAUCGAAUCCUAAUGAUACAAUUGGCUCUUCCUGCACGGCAUGUCCAUUCAUGACCACGACUGGAAGUUUUCUUCCAAGAAACUCCAUGAAGGAUUGUCAAUGCAUGCAUGAUUACAUUUAUAGUGAAUAUUAUCAAGAAUGUGUGUUCGCUCAAUCCUCUCUCUUACCUCCCAUUCCAAUUUUCAAUUUUGAUCCAUCGUAUGGACCCUAUAAAGAAUUAGAGGAGAGUAUUCUUUCACAGAGAUUUUACCCAAUUGGAGAAAUGACACUCACAUUGGAAUUGAAUGAAGAGGAUAAUCUCGAAGUGAUCGAUCCACCACAAAAUCCUUCCCUAAAUAUUCCACAAAAAUCGUAUCAUGUUAAAUUAUUAGCGAAUGGAACACAACUGUUAUGGAGUUUACAAUUAUCGAAACAAGAAUUACUUUCCUUCUCAUAUACAUGCAAUCAAACAGGAGAUUUUGAUUUACUAGUUUCCACAGAGCGUGACGGUCAUCGACCAGGAAUUCUCUCCAAAACUUCCUUUCACAUUCGAGAACGAGAUUUAAAACCCUUAAUCAUGCCAAAACCCACCGAUGGAGUGUUUGAUUCUCCUUUUCAAGUAAGAUUACAACAACCGUAUCGAAACAAACCAAGUGUCAUGAUUCUAUGUUAUGGACGUGAAGAAUUUAACAUGACAUGUCUCGAAUAUGACGAAAAACAAUUAUACUUAUUUGGACCUCCAGUGUAUUUGAAAGUCUUUUCGUAUGGACCUUUUUUCACACGACUUCCUGGUCCAGUUCUUUCAUUCUUUUACAAGAGAACCAUUACAGAAGCUCAACAACGAUACAUGGAUCAUCAACAACAAUGGAAGGACUAUCUCAUUAAGAAACAACAAACCAUGAAAGAAUUGGAAGAAAAAAAGAAAGCUUCUCCCAUUUAUCAAAUGGUUAAUCCUUUCAUGGAAUGGAUUCAAAUAUAUCCUAAUUAUUUAUGGUUUCCAUUUGUUGUGGCCUUUGCUUUGAUAGUGUAUUUGAUAUUCUUACUAGUGUUGAGAUUUUGUGUAGCGAGAUAUGUUCAAAAGAAACGAAAACAAAAAAUCAAACUCUAUUUGAAAGAGAAGAAGGAAAUGAGAGAAAAAUUAAAGAAAUUUCUACCUCCCAAAUUUAGAGAAGAAUCAAUGACAGAAGAAGAAGAAUUAGAUCAGGAUUCUGACCAUCGAAUGAUUGAAGAACGCAUUGAUGAAAGAAUAAUAGGUCAACAAAAAUCGUUGCAUGACUGCUCAAGAAAAACACCAAAAGAAAUGAAACGCACAAAUCAUGAUCUUUCAGAUUCUGAGGACGAACAGGAUGAAGAGGACGACCAUUCUCUCGAAUUCAAAAAGUUUAUUCCAAAGAAUAGUAUUAAUAAUUGUGAAAAUAUUGAACGUCAUGACAAUUCGAAUAGAAAUCAUGAGGAAAGAAUGCCAUCCACACAACUACCACAACCAAUAUUGAAAUCACGUCCCUUACCAAAUCCAAGAAGUUAUCAUAGUCCUUCCACUCGUUUUCAACCAUCUUCACUUUCUCAUAUUCAAAUUAAUAUUCAAGAUAUUGGAGCGAGUUCACAACGCAUGUCCACAGUGUCACUGGCAUCUUCUUCUUCUUCAAAUAAGAGAAAAAAGGCAUUACCCAAUCCCUUGUCUUCUUCAGCUUUUGGUUCAUCAUCAGCAGCUGCUCCAAAAGGUACACCACAGGUGGGUCAGCAUUCUGUAAAUUCAUUGAAUAAUGCUCCUCAGAAUGAUGUUGACACUUUUGACAUUUCCAAACAUCAAAAUUCCAAUCAUACUUCUCAAACUCAACAACAUCCCUCAAAACAUGUCAACAACAACCCUGGGUCACGAUCAAGAACUGAAUUACCCAAACGACCCAAAUACUUGGUCUGUGGAAAAUGUGGAGCAAUGGCUCGAGUUUGGUGUCACUCGUGUGAACAUUAUCUCUGUAUUGAUUGUGAUCAAAAGGAUGAAACCUCACAUUCCGAACGUUCCAAAUCCAAAGUCAUGAUUUGUGAUCAUUGCAUGCAACCAAGAUCCGAGUUGAAAGAACAUUUCCUUAAAGUAUCAAAUUUCAAACUUUAUGGAUGUAAAAAAUGUAUGGAAGAAUUGUAUAAGGAAAGAAAAGUGAAUCGAGUAGGAUCGAUUGUGAAGAGAUGUACCAAGUGUAUGGAUGAAGAAAUUUCUAAAACGAAUCCACAAUUGAAAUUGUGUGAUAAUUGUAUUUAUUUUUCACACGCACGCACACACCAAUCGAUCAAAUAA